Molecule: messenger RNA, 1215 nt
Organism: Gadus chalcogrammus (walleye pollock)
Lineage: Eukaryota; Metazoa; Chordata; Actinopteri; Gadiformes; Gadidae
Product: LIM homeobox transcription factor 1-beta-like
Exons: 8
Coding region: 1-1215 (404 amino acids)
Biological process (GO): regulation of transcription by RNA polymerase II; neuron differentiation
Cellular component (GO): nucleus
Molecular function (GO): RNA polymerase II transcription regulatory region sequence-specific DNA binding; DNA-binding transcription factor activity, RNA polymerase II-specific
Source: RefSeq, a predicted model, not a curated record
AUGGAUACUGCCGUAGGACUUCCAGAGACGCACUCCUCGGCUGCAGAGGAUGCUGCUGGUCCGCUGAUGAGCGACCCUUUAAGAACCGGAGCCCUGGCUGUGAACGUGAAGAUCGAGCAUCAGAGCCCUGCCCCGGCCCGGUGCGCGGGCUGCCAUCGGAGCAUCUCGGAGCGCUUCCUCAUGCGCGUCGACGGCGCGUCGUGGCACGAGCAGUGCCUACAGUGCGCCGUGUGCCGCCGGCCGCUCAACAACACGUGCUACUUCAAAGACACGAAGCUCUACUGCAAGGUGGACUACCAACAGGUUUUCUCCACAAAGUGUCGAGGCUGUCGGGAGAAGAUCGCGCCCACAGAGUUUGUGAUGCGCGCCCUGGACGGGGUCUACCACCUGGGCUGCUUCCGCUGCGGCGUCUGCCAGCGGCGGCUGUGCAAAGGGGACCAGUUUGUGAUGAGGCAGGGCCGGCUGCUCUGCAAGCACGACUACGAGAAGGAGAGGAAACUGGACACCAUCAGCCCCGACUACUCUGACCUAGAGAAGAGUGAUGGUGAUGGUGAUGACGACGAUGAGGACGGGAAGCCAGAGAGGCCCCCAACCACCGCCACUGGGGGCCACAGAAGGGCCAGUGGUGGAGGGAGAGACCCCCGCAGGCCCAAGCGUCCCCGGACCAUCCUGAGCACCCCUCAGAGGAGAACCUUCAAGGCCUCCUUCGAGGUGUCUCCCAAGCCCUGCAGAAAGGUCAGGGAGAGCCUGGCCAUGGAGACGGGCCUCAGUGUGCGAGUGGUGCAGGUGUGGUUCCAGAACCAGAGAGCCAAGAUGAAGAAGCUGGCCCGCAGACAACAGCAACAGCUGGAUCAUCAGAAGAGCAACAGGCUGGGCCAAGGGGGGAUCUCAGGUUGCAUGGAGAGUCUGCACAGAUGUUACUCAGGCCAACUGCCCGCCACUCGAGAGCAGCGGCCAAACAACUCCGUGGACCUCAACGCAGGCUACAGCCAUGACGUACCCUUCCAACAGAGCCUGACCCCGCCCCAGAUGCCGGGAGAUCACAUGUAUCCCUACGGACCCGGAUCUAUUUUCAACGACAUGGACAGCGACUCCUCCCUGACCAGCCUGAGUGACUGCCUGGUGACGACCUCUGGCCUGGGCCUCUUCCCCACUCCAGUGGGGAACCCCAUUGACUGUCUGUACACCAUGCAGAGCUCCUACUUUGCCUCCUGA